AUGCUUUGCAGAGAACGUAGAUCCUGGACCGCAAUGGAAGACCAACUCCUGCGUGACGCAGUACAACGAGAGGAUCCAGACAACCCUAAUCCUUCGAAAUGGCAUGCAAUCGCCAAGCAUGUGCCCAAUAGGACAAACAAAGACUGUCGCAAGAGGUGGUUUGCGAAGAUGGCCUCAGACGUCGUCAAAGGGGGUUGGGCUCCUGAUGAGGACGAGAAGCUGGUGAAGGGGAUCGAGAGGUACGGAACAAGGUGGUCGCUUGUUGCUUCAGUCGUCCAAUCCAGAAACAGUGACCAGUGCGCUAAACGUUGGACGGAUACUCUCAAUCCUGCAAUCGACCGCACCACUUGGUCACCAGACUCUGAUGAGCUCCUGCUGCGAGCGGUCAGUGAGCACGGGAAGGUUUGGACAAAAAUUGUCAAGACUUAUUUCCCUGGCCGUACAGGGUUAUCGGCAAAAAAUAGAUAUAACAGCAUCACCCGAUUCAAUCCUGAGAAUCCUCGAGGUGUGCGGCUGAGAAGAAAAUCUACCGACAGCGAACAGUCCUCAAACACUGAGAGUGUUUCUUCCUCAUCCAGCGCAUCUCCUUCCACCCCCGCCAUUUCCCUUCCGAUGAUGGGACAAUUGCCAGUGCAAUUCACUCUUGAAAGCGCCCAACUCCCAUGCGACUUUGAUGUAUCAGGAUGGCCACCUUCGUCAUCGAUGAUCACGGAGGACAGCCCGCCGGCGCUUUCUUUCGAUCACAGGGCAACCGGCAUCCAGGCGCCUCCUCGUUCGAUUUCCUCACCAGAUAUUUCAUACCAAGGCUUUGACCUCAAUGCACACCAGACGCUCUCCGCAUUUCCAGAUGAAUCGCAAAUGCCUUACUCUUCGUCCCCUCUUUUCCACCACGACUUUUACAAGCAUAUGAUGUCCGACUCGACGCACAUUAUAGAUCAUUCCCAAAUUUAUCAGGCAUCACCGCAGGAAUUAUACCCCUCAUAUUCCCAGCCUCACACUAUCAGCGAGGGUACCCUCGUGGGCAACCACUUUGGGGAUUUCGACGCUUUGCAGAUCCAAGUUGAUCCGAUCACUGAAAUCCAUUGGGACAUCACAAACUCUUCUUUCGACCCCAAACAAUACGUGGGGCAUCGAAUAGAGCCCGAGAGCUCCUAUCCUUUUCUGUUCUGA
This is a messenger RNA of Laccaria bicolor S238N-H82, 1170 nucleotides long. RefSeq lists its product as uncharacterized. NCBI's taxonomy places the organism in Eukaryota, Fungi, Basidiomycota, Agaricomycetes, Agaricales, Hydnangiaceae. The transcript is spliced from 7 exons. Bases 1 to 1170 code for a protein of 389 amino acids. The record is from RefSeq and is a predicted model, not a curated record.